CAACUCGCUAGGAGGAGGAACCGCCCUUCCUAGCUCGGCGAGGUCCCGCCGAUGACCGCCACAGGCGCCUCAGAGCAUCGCAACUGGCUCUGGGAUCGCUAGAUUAUACAUUCUCGCACCACAGGCUCGCCGCGGCGACACUUCGGUGGUGCCUAGGGUUUGAUGGCGGCAAAUCGGCACAUCGGCGCUGCCGGCCGGCGCGGGCGCUUUGAGCAGGAGCUGGCGGCUUGGAAGGCCGCGAUUGUGCGUGUGCCCCUCGGCUGUAGAACGGCAAGGAGGCCUGGGGGCGAGGCGGUGCCGCUGCUGCAGCAGUUCUACCACCUCGGCAUCACCUCCCGCAACUCCACCCUCAGAUGGUUCAAGGGCGCGUUCGAGGAGGGCCCGGAUGGGUCCGCCGCCGCCGCGCCGGCCCCGCUGUCCGUGCUGGACGCCGCCCGCACCUCUCUGGACGCCGAGACCUCACCCCACCCCGCCCCACCCCACCCCACCCUGGCUCCCCACCCCCGCCACUGACAAGCUGGCCAGCGCUGCCACCACCUGCUGGCGUUGCUGACUAACGUGCAGAGUUUUUUUAUGGGGAAAUAAUGUAACUGGAAUGCUCCAAAACAACAACGAGCCCUGCAAGUUCCUGGCCAGGUACCGCAACUUCGUGGGCAUGUUCGAGGAGCGGGUCUCUAAGCGCAUGCGGUUGCUGCCCAAGUACAAAGCAGCGCUAGCGGCCGGUGCCAAGCCCCUGAAGAAGAGGCGGGAGGCCCUGGAGCUAAUGUCGGAUCUGGCGAACGCCGAGAAGAAACAGAACGUGGAUGUUCGGGCGGAGACACGACACCUCCAGCAGCUUAACGAGCAACGGCUUGAAGCGGGCGUAGGGGUCCUACGACG
Molecule: messenger RNA, 879 nt
Organism: Chlamydomonas reinhardtii
Lineage: Eukaryota; Viridiplantae; Chlorophyta; Chlorophyceae; Chlamydomonadales; Chlamydomonadaceae
Exons: 5
Coding region: 163-513 (116 amino acids)
Source: RefSeq, a predicted model, not a curated record